Messenger RNA from Onychomys torridus (southern grasshopper mouse), 6841 nucleotides. RefSeq names its product cadherin 8 (gene Cdh8). Lineage: Eukaryota; Metazoa; Chordata; Mammalia; Rodentia; Cricetidae. The record is from RefSeq and is a predicted model, not a curated record. Gene Ontology annotation, molecular function: calcium ion binding; cadherin binding. Gene Ontology annotation, biological process: cell-cell junction assembly; adherens junction organization; multicellular organism development. Gene Ontology annotation, cellular component: plasma membrane; catenin complex; synaptic cleft.
AGGGAGGGGGCGGGGUGGGGGACUGCUUACACGAAUUUCCAAGUGGUAGACCUGCCUCGGAGCUCUGCCCAAUGAGAUCCGUCAGGGGAGGCACCCGGCUCACUUUUCCACAUCACUUCACAGUUACAUUUGGCAGGCAAGCGGGCUCGCAUGCCGGAGCGCUUGGCCCGGAAUUAGUGGAUGGAUUUCGAAUCUCCCUGCCUCUUCGAAGCUCCUCCACCGCCGCUUUGGGCAUAAACCAGAGCGUCAACACACCAGCUGUACUUUUGGGCUGCGGACACCCAGAGCCCAGCGCGCCCGCUUUGCGUCUCCGCACCAGGCUCAGCAGCUCCAAGAGGCAUGAACGCGAUUCCGAGGCGACUACCCGGAAAGCGGGCAUUCAUGGACACUUGCCGCCCCCAGGAGAUGACCCCCAGCUCCUCCGGCCAUUUAUGAACCUGGAGGCUUGAGGUUUUUUUUCCCCCCCCCCCCGCAGCCCGGAGCCCGCGACCAGAGAAAUUUGAAUGAAAAGGAAAGCCAAUGGAUCAUGGUCUUUGAAAGGCUGCUUAGACAUGUCUGUUUCCUGGUUCUCUGAACCCGUGGCACAGUUGUAAGUAACCGCUCCACACUGCGUGAUGAAUUGGAUGGCUUCAGACCAGAGGCAAAAAAUAAUAAUUGUCUAAUUUUCGUACUGAUUUGCUUAACUGGUGGGACCAUGCCAGAAAGGCUAGCCGAGACACUCAUGGACCUCUGGACUCCAUUAAUAAUAUUAUGGAUUACCCUCCCCACUUGUGUGUAUAUGGCUCCGAUGAAUCAAGCUUAUGCUUUAACCACUGGAUCGCCUUUGGAACUAAGCAGGCAGAGUGAAGAACUGCGGAUUUUGAACCGCUCCAAAAGAGGCUGGGUUUGGAAUCAAAUGUUUGUCCUGGAAGAAUUUUCUGGACCUGAACCGAUUCUCGUUGGCCGGUUGCACACGGACCUGGAUCCUGGAAGCAAAAAAAUCAAGUACAUCCUAUCAGGUGAUGGAGCUGGGACAAUCUUUCAAAUAAAUGAUAUAACUGGAGAUAUCCAUGCCAUAAAAAGACUUGACCGAGAGGAAAAGGCUGAGUAUACAUUAACAGCUCAGGCAGUGGACUGGGAGACAAACAAACCUCUUGAGCCUCCUUCUGAAUUUAUUAUCAAAGUUCAAGACAUCAACGACAAUGCACCAGAGUUUCUCAAUGGACCUUAUCAUGCUACUGUGCCAGAGAUGUCCAUUUUGGGUACAUCUGUCACUAAUGUAACAGCCACUGAUGCAGAUGACCCAGUUUACGGAAACAGUGCAAAGUUGGUUUACAGUAUCUUGGAAGGACAGCCGUAUUUUUCCAUUGAGCCUGAAACAGCUAUUAUAAAGACUGCCCUUCCAAACAUGGACCGAGAAGCCAAGGAGGAGUACCUGGUUGUAAUCCAAGCCAAAGAUAUGGGAGGACACUCUGGAGGUCUGUCUGGAACCACAACACUUACAGUGACCCUUACUGAUGUUAAUGACAAUCCUCCAAAAUUUGCACAGAGUUUGUAUCACUUCUCAGUACCGGAGGAUGUGGUUCUCGGCACUACAAUAGGAAGAGUUAAAGCUAAUGAUCAGGAUAUUGGUGAAAAUGCACAGUCAUCCUAUGAUAUCAUUGAUGGAGAUGGAACAGCACUGUUUGAAAUCACAUCUGAUGCCCAGGCACAGGAUGGUGUUAUACGACUGAGAAAGCCUCUGGACUUCGAGACCAAAAAAUCCUAUACACUGAAGGUGGAGGCAGCCAAUAUCCACAUCGACCCACGUUUCAGUGGCAGGGGACCUUUUAAGGAUACAGCAACAGUCAAAAUUGUUGUGGAGGAUGCUGAUGAGCCCCCAGUCUUCUCUUCACCAACUUACCUCCUUGAAGUUCAUGAAAAUGCUGCUUUGAACUCUGUGAUUGGCCAAGUGACAGCACGUGACCCUGAUAUCACUUCUAGUCCUAUCAGGUUCUCCAUCGACCGUCACACUGACUUGGAAAGACAGUUCAACAUCAAUGCAGAUGAUGGGAAGAUAACACUGGCAACUCCACUUGACAGAGAAUUAAGUGUCUGGCACAACAUCACCAUCAUUGCUACUGAGAUCAGAAACCACAGCCAGAUAUCCCGAGUACCCGUUGCUAUUAAAGUGCUGGAUGUCAAUGACAACGCCCCUGAAUUCGCAGCCGAAUAUGAGGCAUUUUUAUGUGAAAAUGGAAAACCCGGCCAAGUCAUUCAAACAGUAAGUGCCAUGGACAAAGAUGAUCCCAAAAAUGGACAUUAUUUCUUGUACAGUCUUCUUCCAGAAAUGGUCAACAACCCAAAUUUCACCAUCAAGAAAAAUGAAGAUAACUCGCUGAGUAUUUUGGCAAAGCAUAAUGGAUUCAACCGCCAGAAGCAAGAACUCUACCUAUUACCUAUAGUGAUCAGUGACAGUGGGAACCCACCUCUGAGCAGCACCAGCACCUUGACUAUCCGGGUCUGUGGCUGUAGCAAUGAUGGUGUGGUCCAGUCAUGCAAUGUUGAAGCUUAUGUCCUUCCCAUUGGACUCAGUAUGGGCGCCUUAAUUGCCAUAUUAGCAUGCAUCAUUUUGCUGCUAGUCAUUGUGGUUCUGUUCGUUACCCUAAGGCGGCAUAAAAAUGAGCCAUUAAUUAUCAAAGACGAUGAAGAUGUUCGGGAAAACAUCAUUCGCUACGAUGAUGAAGGAGGCGGGGAGGAGGACACAGAGGCUUUUGACAUUGCAACUUUGCAAAACCCAGAUGGAAUUAAUGGAUUUUUACCCCGGUGGGGAAUGCCAACUCAAAGGUGGGAGGAGAGAAAUGCCAUUCAAACAGGCUGUGUCUAGAAGCAGGAUUCCUGGUUCCCUCCACUUCAUCUUCUUCCACAAGGACACAGAGAUAAACUGUAUUCCACAGUGGACCACAUCAGAGACAGAUGGUUUUAUUGCUAGCGUGUGAAUUUAUUUGUUUAAUCCUCAAAAUAAAUAUUUUAUUGAUGUCCAAUAAUGCUUUUAUUUAUUAAGGUUGGUAAUCUAGAGAUUAAGGGAUUAUAUGGGGGAAAAUUAAAUUAUAUCCAUUAAUAAUCCUUUAGAUUGUUUUAUAUUAAUAUCUAUACAAUGAAUGUCUAAUACAUGUACAUUUUGAUGAGCUAAGUAUGGCAGGCAAUAUUAUCAAGGGGAGAGGUAAUAGUCUCUUUAGAGUAGAAAGUGUUUUGUGACUGGUAACGACAGGAACAGCAUUUCCCAGAGAAACUUUUGGACUGUUUUCUAUUUUCUUCAUAAUCCUAGUAUUUGGUGUUUUUACUACAAGCACAAACAUCUGAAAGCAUAUUGACUCCUGUGAAUAUUUAAACUCUAGACUUUUAGAUAUUUACAUAAUGCCCCACUCAAUAAAAACGCUUCAAGUUGUCCUCCCCCAAGUAUUAAAGCAGGAACUUAUUUGUACAUAAUUUUACUGCUUAUGUUUUUUACACUUCUGUCCCUGGUCAUGGUGAUGUGCAGAACGUGUUAGAUUACAAAAACAGAGCAGCACUAGGAGAUGUGAACAUAUUUAAUUUGUAAUGCAAACCUGCCAUGUAGAAGUAGAAAAUGUAUGAUAAAACUCAAGUAUUACAUGCAGAUCAUUUUACUUUUCUACUUUGCUUUAAUGCAAUAUUGUUUAUUUACUCCAUGUGUUGUAUUCAGAGAAACUCCUGUAUUGUUUCCUACUUUGUGAAAUAUAUUUUUACAAAUACCUUUGUUGUCAUCAUUUUGUCCAGCUACAUGAAGAUUUCUUGGCAGAACAAUGAACUUUAACUGAAAUUCCAAAUUGUGCAAUCAAAUCAUACUGUGGGGCACUUUUAGUUUAAGAGUCUUUAUUAUAAUAAAGAACCAGAGAAGAGGAAUGGAUUGCUAUUGAUCCCAUAGCAAGAAAAUAUCAGAGACAUAAAAAUGAAUGCCAUAACUAAAAGGCAGUCUAGUAUGUCUAUGGGGCCUCUGGAGGCAGUAGGUGGGGUGGAGUUAGCAGGAAAGAAUGAAAGAACAAGAAGGCAAUUGUGUGUAGAAAAAGCCUACACUUCAGAGAUUACAGUCCAACAUGUGAAGAAAUGAAGGGACUGAAGAACAGGAUUUGGAGAAAGAACCUAGACUACAUUGCACAUAUGAAAAUCAUUCUUUUCUUUAGAGGAUCCAUUAGAGCAAGAUAGGUAGGCUAUUGUCACCUGCUACCUCAGUCCCUAGCUUGGGCUAUGUAAGGAAGGCAGAGGUUUGGCUUAGAGAUGGGAGACAGUUUCUGGAAGCUGGUCUCCAUCAUGACAGAAACAAAGUGACUAAGUAUUGAAUUAAAAUUUAAUAAUAUCCAAUGGCUUACCACAUCCUCCUUGUUCCCUAUUGCCUGUACGUAAUCCUUUUAUACUUAUAUCAGUGGCUACUGAACACUUUUCAUAAAGUCUGAGUCUACAGUGACUUUUCUAUACAGCAGAUUAGCAAGAGUCAUAAAAUACAUUUAUAUCAGUUAUAGUAACAAUAAAAUCCCAAAUCCUAACUCUCUUUCAUAUUAUAAACUAAAGUGGAAUUACUUUUUAUAUGUGGAAUUACAUUUUUCCUUUCACUUCAAACCCAUAUUACAGUAUUCUUUUAGAAAUCACCAUCCUCAGUAUUGUUUAUCAGUAGAAAUAUUCAUAUGACAGUGUAUAUGAAAGGAGGCAAUGUAGGCUGAACCAGUUUUCCCACUCCUCCUUUAAAUUUUACUUUGCCCAGGAAGACAUCAUGGAAACAUGAACUCCAUAUUAACACUUCUUUCCACUACCAUCUAAGCAUUUUGUGCAUUGAAGGCAAUAUAAAGUUUUGAUAUGCUGGGUAAAGUGGUGCUGUGUAUGGCUAUGUGUGGAUAAUAUGGUUUUGAUAUGUGAAAUGUGCUUUUAGAGUACUCUGAAUUUAAAUUAUACCCCCAAACCCACACACAUAUAAGUAAGCUGUAACAUUUACUUUAGCAACAGACUUACUAGAAUUCCCACAUUCAAAAUAGGAAAACAGAGAUCCAAAGUGUUUACUAUAAUUUAAGGAUUCCUUCCUCAACUUUUCAAGCAAUGCAUUUUAACUUUACUAUGAUUUUUUAUUCAUGAAAUUCUUUUGUGCCUACAAUACUGACACAUCAAAGUAAUCACCACACACAUGUGGUCAUUUAUCAAAUAUAAUAGUGCUUUGUUCUCAUUUUAUUGUGUCCAUGGUUUUUGUGUGUCCCAAGCACCAGUCCCUUUUAAUCAUUACCCAAGAAUUCUGUGCCAAAUGAUAUGUGAAACAAAGCUAGUCUACCUUUGCUUACUUCACUGCAAAGAUCUCAUCCGAGGAACUGAGGUGUCCUCGCAUGAUGGGAGGCCACAUGGAAUCAACCUUUACCUCUAGUUUCCAUGUGGUUUGAUCAAGCACUUUUUUUUCAUUUCUACACAAAGAUAUUACCAAAUAUUAACAAAGCAUUCCUUAUAAAAUUCUCACUAUGAGUGCAGUCAAUAUACAUUUAAAAUGAUUUAUGAUAAUACAGCUGAAGUAUUCUAUAAAUUAUAUUCAUGGGUUACCUUUCCCACACCAAAUUGUGCUGUCCAUGAUACAAACUUUACAGUAAAAAUGUUUUGUACCCCAAAAAGGGGGGAAUAAGUGUAUGUGUGUAUAAAACAUGAAAGGAAACUUGGAUUCAUCAGUAUCCCCAGUGAAGCAAGAAUCCAAGGAAAGAGACAAAUGUAUCUUUUGAGAGUUUGCUUAAUCAUAUGCUUAAAGUAAGACAAGUCUCUGCAUGAGACUUAGAAAUCUCCUAGGAGCAGCCGACUCCACACUGAGACUCCACAGAGAGCUGGGCUAUCUGUAUUUUAGAGAAGGAAGGCGGGUGCUGAGAGCUAAGUAGCCAAUUACUUUUUAUAGCCACAUAAGGACUGGAGGCAAGUAGUCCUUUGCAACAUGUUGUAUUAUGCGAUCGUUGGCUUUGCAGGGAAUCUCACGAAUGUAUAACCUUCUGAUUGCCUUUUUGAUUGAAAGUUCCAUCUGAGAUCAAGGCACUGCAACCAGUAAUAAGAUUUCAAAAAAUCCCAUCACUGGCACUGUUGGAAAGGUUGAGCGUGCCUGAAAUCCCAUCACUGUCAGUCAAAGAGAUAAGGUAACAGUGGGCAUCACUAUAAAAGCUUCAUGAAUGCACAAUUUAAACAUGAACAUCAACACUGAAAAGAAUGCGCACACAUUUGUAUGAAUGUCCAUAUAGAUACAUCUAUACCCAUAGAUAUGCAUGUACACAUACACACACACACACACACACACACACACACACACACAUACACACACACCACACACACUUGAGAUAAAUUACUAGGGAGAAUUUAUACUAAUGUGUUCUCAUUUCAAUAAUAGUAUGUUUACAUUCCACAGUCUCACAGACUACAAAAACAAAAACAAAAAACAAAAAAACAAACCAAAACUUGAAAUGAUGGUUCUUUGUUUUUCUGACUCUAACCUUGAAGUAAGAAAUCUGUCUUGGGGUAAAAGGUUUUAAAUGUGAAUUUUGUUUAUGAACAUAGUAAUAACUCAUAAAGCCUGGGAUUAGGAUUAAAUGCAUCUCAUUGAGAAGCUGGAUUUGGAUGCUUUUGUAUCAUUGUAUUUUUGUGAAGCUAAUAAUUGUAGAAUAUAUUUUGUAGGAAAUAAUUUUCUCUAUGUUUACAUUUCUUUGAUUCCAACACAGUUUUCUUUGCUAAACAAAGUCCUUUGCAUUGUUGCUCAGAUGGCCAAAAAGUGAAUAAACUGUUUACUAUCAUUUCUGUUCUUGUUUAUGAUAAUUAUGAUGUUUUUGUUGUCCAUUAUUAAAGGAGAUAUUUAUUUUGAGCA